Molecule: messenger RNA, 3403 nt
Organism: Brassica rapa (field mustard)
Lineage: Eukaryota; Viridiplantae; Streptophyta; Magnoliopsida; Brassicales; Brassicaceae
Product: mitogen-activated protein kinase kinase 9
Biological process (GO): MAPK cascade; protein phosphorylation
Molecular function (GO): MAP kinase kinase activity; ATP binding
Source: RefSeq, a predicted model, not a curated record
UUAAGUAAUUAACUAUCGAUAUCUAUUAUUAUUCUAAACAUCUGGUGGAUACUAUUAUAGAUUUCGUUUUCGAUUAGGAUUACUUCGACAUUUGUUUUGCAGAAUUCUUUCAAUUGUUUGUAACUACUAGCAUAGCAAAACAUAACUACCCACACACAACCAAGCAAUAAAUAGGCAUGUGCACUUCGCACAAAUACACACAUCACACAUGAAAACAUACAUGUAAACCCUGUGGUGUCUUAUGUGUCUGCAAAGUAAGGAUCUUAUCCCAAUUUCAUAGAAAUAAUAAAAUUAGGCAACAUGUGAAUGCGAUGGCCAAAGAAACUAAGAAGAAAUAAGCCCUUUAUAAAAAAAAAAAAAAAAAAAAACUAAGAAGAUGGGUGUUACAAGCUUUUCCACGUUGGCGUACAAAACGCUAGUGCUUUUUAGUCGUUCUCAUACCUCACUAGUCAUUUAAGUUCCUCGUCCUUUAGCCUCCUUGGUUCAUCGAACCUUCACACCCAAAAAAUAUAUUCCAUUUUCCAUUUUCCAUUUUCCAUUUUCCAUUUUCCUUGAGCGUAAAGUAAUAAUCUAUUUGAGAAAAAGGUCAUAUACUAUUAGUGCCACUGGUUUAGGAGAUGAUCUUUUAUUUACAUAUACUAUUUUCCAUUUUCCGUGACCGUAAAGUUAUAUCUAUUAGGAGAAAAAGGUCAUAUACCAUUCUAUUAGUGCUACUGGUUUUAGGCUUGGAAUAGUAACGGUCGGAUAAGCAGUACGGAUAAAGCGGAUAAUAUAACGCGGUACAGAUUAAAAACGGUUAUAAAUAUAAGCGGUUAGACAAAAAAGCGGUUCAUUAUAAAAUAUGAAUGGUAACGAAAAGAAAAUGCAGUGUGAAACUAAUAGUAGAAUGUUAUUUAUAUUUUAUAUUAUUUUUAUAUUUCUAAAUAUUAUAUUUCUUUUUUUUAUAAAUGAAAAUUAGAUAAAAUAUAUUUUAAACCUAAUUGUUCAUAUUUAAUAAACUAAAGAAAAUGAAAUGAGAAAAAGUUAAAAAAAAAAGUAAACUCACUAAACUCACCUAAUUUAGUGCUUAUGCGUUUCAGGUGCGGUUACAACACACACAUUUUAUUUUUUUAUUUUUAAAUGUAAAACCACCAUAUGCGUUUUGUGUAUUAAAAUGAGAUGAAUGGUAACCAAAAUUGAAAUCUAAGUGCAUAUAGCACAAACUAACUAAAACAUUCAUAACCUUAGUCUGACUUUUUAAAACUGAUUUGUUAUUUUAUUAUAAAAUAUAAAUUAUAAUAACUAUUAAAAAAUCGAUAAUCUUCAAUUAUAUUUGUUUAUUAAGAUUAGCGCUUCAUAGUUUUGUUUGCAUAAUAUUAAACUGUUUUACGAAGAUCCACAUUUUACUUGAACCUGUUAAAAAUAUUCUCUACAUUUUUCACUAAUUUGUAAACAUUUCAUUUUACAAUAUUUUUUAUAGCAACGGAUUGAGACUCAACCGAGAUAGAAUCUUGUUUACUGGUGUUAAAUAGACUAGUUGCUUACAACGAAAAUUAGAUAAUUUAUAUCAUCUGACAAAAAAAUCAAAGAUAAUUUAUAUCAUUUGACAAAAAAAAAAACAAGUAAAUCUGAGUUUGAUAGGUUUUGAACUCAAAAUGUUUAACUCCUUUGAACUGGCCGCACCAUUCGACCGUGCUUGCGUGUUACAUUUUCCAAUACCUAACCUUAAACGUUAUUUCUAGUGUAAAAGAAUGAAUACUUAAUAGAUUAAUACAAAUUCUAAAGUUUUAAUACAAAGUAAUGCCGCCCGAAUACAUCAUUACCAAUAACUUUUUACAUACCUUAUCGUUUUAAAGGGAUUGCCGUUGUCUUGCUUACAUUAUCGUGUAGUACUUUACAAAUAAUGAUUACUAGGAGGACUAUAGGGUUAGUUAUUUUCCAUGAAAUAAAUUGGAGAAAUCCAUUACAGAUGCAUUUAACCACGUGCGUAAUCAAACACUCACACAAGUUGCAUUUUUAACGAUAUUAAAAAAAAAAGAAGAGAUUUGCCAUUUUAAGAUAAGAAGAAAUUAAAUAAGAAAAUUAAAAAGGGGUAAUUAGGUCAUCUUCACCUUCCACGUUGUCUCCUUCCCACUCUUGUCUAAACGACAACUCUCAAACUCAUAUAAAACCUGAAGCUUCUCUCUUUAUCUUCUUCUUACAUCAGAUCAAGUCUUCCUUCUUUCUAUGGCUUUGGUAAGAGAACGUCGUCAGCUCAACCUCCGUCUUCCUCUUCCUCCGAUCUCCGACCGCCGCUUCUCCCUCCCAUCUGUCACCACCACAGUCGCUACCUCCGGUGACAUCUCCGCCGCUGAUCUCGAGAAACUCAACGUUCUCGGAUGCGGAAACGGCGGGAUUGUUUACAGAGUCCGUCACAAGAACACGGCGGACCUCUACGCUUUGAAAACUGUCAACGGCGACAUGGAUCCGAUCUUAACACGGCAGCUGAUGCGCGAGAUGGAGAUCCUCCGCCGUACGGACUCUCCCUACGUAGUCCGGUGUCACGGAAUAUUCGAGAAACAAGUCGUCGGCGAAGUAUCGAUUCUGAUGGAGUACAUGGACGGCGGGACUCUAGAGUCUCUCCGCGGCGCCGUGACGGAGCAGCGCCUCGCCGGGUUCGCGAGACAGAUCUUGAAAGGUCUUAGUUACUUGCACGCUCUCAAGAUCGUGCACAGAGACAUCAAACCGGCGAACCUCCUCCUCAACUCGAAGGACGAGGUCAAGAUCGCCGACUUCGGAGUCAGCAAGAUCUUGGUCCGGUCGUUGGAUUCCUGCAACUCUUACGUCGGGACUUGUGCUUACAUGAGUCCGGAGAGGUUUGAUUCCGAAUCUUCUUCCGGUGGUAGCUCCGACGUGUACGCCGGAGAUAUCUGGAGCUUCGGGUUGAUGAUGCUGGAGCUUCUCGUUGGUCACUUUCCGUUAUUACCGCCGGGACAGAGACCGGACUGGGCGACGUUGAUGUGCGCGGUGUGUUUUGGGGAGCCGCCGCGGGCGCCGGAGGGAUGCUCGGAGGAGUUUAGGAGCUUUGUUGAGUGUUGUCUACGUAAAGAUUCGAGUAAGAGAUGGACGGCGUCGCAGCUUCUCGCCCAUCCUUUUCUCCGGGAGGAUCUUUAGUUAAUUCGAUUCGUUUUGUAGAAAUCAAAAUCGAAAGUCUGAUUAAAAUUAUUUUUCUUUUGUAGAAUUUCGAAUAGUUUCUGGAGAUACUAUUAUGUUCGUAAUUUUUGUACAUAAUAUAUUAUCCGGAUUUUAGGGGAAAACAUUGGCAUUAUCUGUCAAUGAUAAAACUAUUUCUUUGAUUUGUUUUUUACAGUUUCAUUCAUGUAUGUAAAUCGAAUAUCAAUUAAUGUACAUUAGAUUUUGAUAAUCUAGUAUUUACUUAUUUAAA